AUCCAUUCACCACAAAAAAAAAAAAAAAAACACACGCACACACAGAGACACAAACGUUAUUGACCUCGAAAGAGGAUUGAACAUGAACCAUAGCGGUGUGAUCUGAACGAGUGUCACUGCACAACACAAGGCUUUGAACUAUCUACUGCUUUUCUUCACACUCUAUCUGUGUCCUGAUGUUCUGUUUUCUUUUCUCUUUGACAGGGGAAAUAACAAUCUCUUCAUAAUGGAGAUAAGUAUUACUAGGUCUCAUCUUGAAGCACAAGGAAUAUUCUUUUCAAAUAUUUCAAGAACGAUAGGAUGGGAAAGUGCUAAGAAAUUUCAAUGUAAUGUGGCUGCCCAGAGUUCAAGACGGAACAUUCACAGAGUGGCCUCUUCCUGUCAUGCUUUUACUGCAGUUUAUCCUAGAAUGCCUUUUAUCUGUAGAGUAAAUUCUAUGCCAGUUAGUUUACAGGAAUCUGCAUCAUAUGGAGAUAAUUCUUUUGAGGAUGAGGAUCCAUCUACAGACUCGGAAGAGGAAACUUUGGCAAAGCCACUUACCUGUGAGCAGAUAUCGGCACUGCUUGCUGACACUCAGAGAUCAAGACUCACUAAGAAGCUUAGUGAAGCCAACCAGCAGAAUCGGUUCUUAAAAAGACAGUUGCAUGUAAAGGAGGAUGCAUUGAUAAAAUUCAAAAGUGAACUUGCUGUCAUGGAGCUUGAGAUUCAGGCUUUGGCCAGACUAGCAGAAGAAAUUGCUCAAUGUGGUAUUCCAGAAGGUUCAAGGAAGAUCAAUGGAAAGUACAUUCAUUCUCACCUUGUUGCCAGAUUAGAAGCUGUACGUGGACAACUGAAGGGACAAAUUAAGGAUGUUGAAGUGGCACAAUCGAAGGAGGUUUCUGUGUUUUGGGUUGGCAUGGCUGAGAGCGUGCAAAUUAUGGGCACCUUUGAUGGCUGGAGCCAGGGGGAGCACCUUUCACCCGAGUAUACCGGUUCUUUCACAAGGUUUUCAACAACAUUGAUGCUCAGGCCAGGAAGGUACGAGAUCAAAUUCUUGGUAGAUGGUGAAUGGCAACUGUCACCAGAGUUUCCCGUUAUUGGGGAAGGAUUAACGAAAAAUAAUUUGUUAGUUGUUGAGUAAUGAUCCCUAUUUUCAAUCCCAGUAACGGAUACAUUAGCAGAAAUUUGUGUUAUUUACUAGAAGUUAUUAAAAUUUACCUUCGUUAGCAUAUAACCACAAACACUUUUGAGUGUUAAUUUUGUUGCCUAGCACCUGUUGAAUGCACAAACACUUGUAAUUAUAUUUUAGGUGUGAGCUAAA
Cajanus cajan (pigeon pea) is the source of this 1300-nucleotide messenger RNA. RefSeq names its product PROTEIN TARGETING TO STARCH (PTST). Lineage: Eukaryota; Viridiplantae; Streptophyta; Magnoliopsida; Fabales; Fabaceae. The record is from RefSeq and is a predicted model, not a curated record.